GUCUCAAGCAAUUCACACCCAAAUUCCCUUCUUGUGGAAAAUCUCACCCCUUGUUGUCCAGUAGCCUCAGUCUGCGACGCAGACCAAGGAAUCUCCAAAGCAACAAGAGCCUCACACUACUUAUCUUCGAAAGCGAAAUGCCUCAAGCAAUCCACACCCAAAUUCCCUUCUUGUGGAAAAUCUCACCCCUUGUUGUCCAGUAGCCUCAGUCUGCGACGCAGAGACCAAGGAAUCUCCAAAGCAACAAUCUUUCUUUCGCUUUCUCGUAAACAAGAAGGAGAAGCUCGCCAAUUCUGUUUGCUACCAGUGGCGGAUGUAAUUGUGAGUUGGGCUUUUGUGUAUAAGUUGAGGAUUGGGAUUGUUGGGACUGCUCUUACUAUUGGUUUUGCUUGGUCGAUCACCAUUUUCAAAUUAAUUAGACUCGGGAGAUCUUUUGGUCCCAAGGAAGCGUGCUUUUACUUGUGGAUCUGCAUAUUUUGCAAUAUGGCUUCCUCUUCUGUUUCUUCUUCUGUCAUUCCCCCAAAAGAAAAGUAUGAUGUUUUUCUCAGUUUCAGAGGCGCGGAUACUCGCCAGACUUUUACCAGCCAUCUUUUUGCUGCUUUGAUACGGUGGAAAGUGAAAACCUUCAUUGAUUACGGACUGGAGAGAGGAGAUGAAAUUGGACCCGCCCUUCUAAAAGCAAUAAAAGAAUCAAGGAUUUCCGUGAUCAUUUUCUCGAAAGACUAUGCUUCUUCCGCAUGGUGCUUGGAAGAACUUGCUUGUAUACUGGAAUGCAUGGAAAAACAUGGACAAUAUGUUAUACCUAUUUUUUACGAGAUAGAACCAUCACAAGUGCGCUACCAGACCGGAAGUUAUGAGACUGCAUUUGCUCAACAUGAACAAUGGUUGAAGGACCACAAGACGGACAAGGUGGCCAAGUGGAAGGAAGCUUUAGUAAAAGCAGCUGGCCUAUCUGGGUCAACUUCAAAAAAAUUUCGGGAUGAUUCCGCUUUAGUUGAGCAAGUCGUCAAAGAUGUGUUGGCUAAAUUGAAUCGUGAAUCAUCAAGCGAUUUAACUGGUUUGAUUGGAGCUGAAGACCGCAUUAAGAAAAUUUUACUGGAAUUAGACAUCAUCCCAGAAGAUGUUCGUGUUCGCUCUGUAGUUAUUUGGGGUAUGGGUGGUAUCGGCAAGACCAGGCUUGCUGAUGCUGUAUAUCAUGGACUUUCUUCUCAAUUCGACGCUCGCUGUUUUCUUGCAAAUGUUAGGGAACGAUCAGGUACCAAAGGAGCUUUCUCUCCUGAGCUGUAUCUUUUGCGAGAUGAACUUCUUAGACAAUUACUAGGAGACAAGAGUUUAACUAUCCAUACUCGAACUAUAGGUGCCGUUGACAAAGAGAGGCUCCGCCGUACAAAAGUCCUUGUUGUUCUUGACGACGCGAACCAUUCAAGCCAAUUAACAUUUUUAGUUGGAGAAGUUCCAUUUGGCCCAGGAAGUAGAAUAAUUAUAACAACUCGAGAUAUGCAACCAGUUAGGAAGACUCUACUAGUGAAGGAAGUAGCUGGCCAUGAUGUUAAGAUAUACAAGGCGGAGGAAUUAAAUGAUGUUGAGUCUCUUCAACUCUUCCAUUCAAAUGCUCGCACACAUUGUACAGAAAAUCCCGAACUUUUAGCGCAGGUGGCAGAUCAUGCUGCAGGAGUUCCAUUAGCCCUUAAAAUUUUGAGUUCAUUAUUCCUUCACUGCGAGAGCAAAGAAGAACAGGAACUGUUGUGGGAGAAAUUGAAAAAGUUUCCUGAUGAUGACCUUCAAAAUGUGUACAGAGCAAGUUUUGAUGGAUUAAAAGGAAAUGAGAAGGAGAUAUUCCUUGAUAUAGCAUGUUUUCACAAAAAGGAGAAGCUCUGUGAUGCAAAAAGAAUGUUAGCUGCCUGUGGUUUAUUUCCGGAUAUUGGAAUUAAAAUUCUCACUGAUAUGUCUCUCAUAUCAAUCAAAGACAACUGCAUAUGGAUGCACAAUGUGAUCCAAGAAAUGGGUUGGGAGAUAGUCCGGGAAGAAUGUACUGAAGAGCCAGGAAAACGCAGUAGGUUGCACAAUGGUGAGGACGUCUGUCAUGUAUUGAAAAGGAAUAUGGGAACUGCCAAAGUACAAAGCAUUUCCAGCAAGAAUUGUGUUAACACACUAAUGUUGGAUCCUCAAGCUUUCACAGGGAUGCAUAACUUAAGAUUCCUUAUGCUAAGAUUUAUACGUCUUGAUGACAAGGCAAAUCUAGAGCAUCUGCCUGAUGCCCUUCAAUAUCUCUUUUGGCAUAGUUACCCCUUGAAAUCUUUUCCAUCAAAGUUUUCUCCAAACAAUCUUGUUGAGCUUCAUAUGCCCUGGAGCAAACUCAAGAGACUUUGGAAUAAAGGCCAGAAUCCUAAGAACUUGAAAAGGAUCGAUCUUAGUCACUCCAUGGACCUGGCCGAUGUUGGAGAGCUGUCAAAUAGUGUAAAAAUUGAGAGUAUAAAUCUUGGAGGCUGUAAAAGUUUGGUUCAAGUUCCGGAUUUGUCAAAGUGUGUAUACAUUAAGAGUAUAAAUCUCCUAGGCUGCGCAAGUUUGGUUCGAGUUCCAGACCUGUCAAAGAGUGUAAACAUUGAGAGUAUAAAUCUUCAAUACUGUGAUGGUUUGGUUCAAGUUCCUUCAUACUUUCAAAACUUCACAAGGCUUACUCAUUUGAAUUUGGGAAAUUGUUGGAAGAAUAGAGUUCUACAGAAGAUACCAAGCAAUAUGGAAUUCUUACAUUUGGGUCAUACUGCUAUAGAAGAAUUGCCUCCAUCAAUUUGGUCUCUUGAAAAACUUCUUAUAUUGAAUCUUCGUGACUGUUCCGCCAUUAAGAAUUUUCCAAGCAGUCCAUGGAAGAUGAAAUCCCUCACUCAUCUUUUGUUGAGCGGGACAAACAUAGAAACAGUGCCCUCAUCGUCAUUCAUGUGUAUGACGGGGAUCAUUUCACUUGAGCUGAGAGAUUGUCAACACCUCGUCAGUCUCCCAACCGACAUUUGUAAGUUGAAAUCUCUUGAGAGACUUGAUCUCUUUCGUUGCCGUCGUUUCACAAAAUUUCCGGAAAUUGCGGAGCCUAUGGAACAUCUGCAGUAUCUUAAUUUAAGUGGGACGAAAAUUGAAGAGCUGCCGUCAUCGGUUGGGAAUCUUGUUGGGCUUAAGACAUUAGAUUUAUCUGACUGCACAAGCCUUGAAUUACUCCCAAACAACUUCUACAAUUUAAACCUUCUCGAGUGGUUCUCACUUCGCAACUGUGUUCAGCUAAAAAAAUUGCCUCUCUCGUUCAUUUUGUGCUCUUUGAUAAAUCUAAACCUCAGUGGCUGCAAAUUGUUAGAAGAAAUUCCUGAUUGCAUUACUAGCUUUCCCGCAUUGCAAGUGUUAGAUCUAAGUCACACCAUGAUUGAGACCAUACCUCCCAGCAUCAAACAAGUUUCAAGGCUCAAGCAUCUGUUCCUAAAUGGUUGCGAGUGGCUUCAAUCUUUGCCAGUGCUCCCAUGUCUUCUGAAAAAGUUGGUUGCAGAUGAGUGUACGAGACUUAAGACAGUAUCAGUUUCAGUGACUGCACAGACGGAAGGUUUGGAUCAAAUUGUUUCUGGGAAAAAGAGGUCCGAGAGACAUACAUAUUAUGGUUGCGAUAAUUUGGAUAAAAAUGCAAGGAGCAACAUAAUGGAUGAUGCACACUUCAGAAUUAUGCGAAUGGCAACUGCUUGUAAUCUUAAACGUUUAUCAUCUGGUAAAGUAGAGUUAAUGGGUCCGGGAAAUGAAAUUCCAAAAUGGUUUAGCUGUCAAACGGAGGGAUCUUCAAUGAAUAUUAAGCUUCCUCUGCAUUGGUCUGAUGAUUCAAACUUCUUGGGUAUUGCUCUCUGCUCUGUUUCUGCAAUCCAUGCAUAUUCUCUCUCUCUCGGGUGUCAAUGUGAGAUGAUUCUCAAAACCAACGGCGGUGAAACCCAUAGUGUCAAUUUGGGAACUACAGGGGACUUCCGGAACUUCCAGAAUACGGACCCGAUGGCUGAACCAGAUCAACUUUUGGUGUGGUAUGAUACAGUCCCUGUAAUUUCAGAUGAAGCAAAAUGGUCUGUGGAAGCCUCUUUUCACUUCUAUACAGUACUCGAUGGUAAACGGUCAAAUAACGUGAAAAGGUGUGGGGUCUGCUUUCUGUAUGCCCAAAGCCAAGAUGAUGAUGCUCCGAAAUUUGAAGUCAUUCGAACAGUUCCCUCGUUAUCAUUCAUGUGUAUGACUGGGACCAUUUCACUUGACCUGAGUUAUUGUGAUCGCCUUGUCAGUCUCCCAGCCGACAUUUGUAAGUUGAAAUAUCUUGAGAGACUUAAUCUCUCUGGUUGCCGUAGAUUCACAAAAUUUCCGGAUAUUGUGGAGCCUAUGGAACAUCUGCAGUAUCUUAAUUUGAGCGGGACGAACAUUAAAAAGCUACCCUCAACGAUUGGGAAUCUUGUUGGGCUUAAGACGUUAAUUUUAACUUUCUGCAAAAGCCUUGAAUUACUCCCAGAUAGCUUCUACAAUUUAAACCUUCUCGAGUGGUUCUCACUUGAGGGCUGUGUCAAGCUGGAAAAAUUGCCACUCUCGUUCAACAAUUUAAACCUUCUCGAGUGGUUCUCACUUGAGAGCUGUGUCGAGCUAGAAAAAAUGCCACUCUCGUUCAGUUUGUGCUCUUUGAUAAAUCUGAGCUUCAGAGGCUGCAUAUUGUUAGAAGAAAUUCCCGAUUGCUUCAAUAGCUUUCCCGCAUUGCAAGUCUUGGAUCUCAGUGAAACCAUGAUUGAGACCAUACCUCCCAGCAUCAAACAAGUUUUUGGGCUCAAGUCUCUGCUACUAGAUCAGUGCAAGCGGCUUCAAUCUUUGCCAGUGCUCCCAUGUCUGCUAGAAGAGUUCUAUGCAAGAGAUUGCUGGAGACUUAAGACAGUGCCAGUUUCAGUGACUGCACAGGCACAAGGUUUAGAUCAAGUACUGUCUGGGUAUAGGUACGAGACCCAUUCAUUUGUUGGUUGCGUUAAUUUGGAUAACAAUUCAAGGAGUAACAUAAUGGAUGAUGCACACAUCAGAAUUAUGCGAAUAGCAACUGCGUGUAAUCUUAAACGUUUAUCAUAUGGUGAUGUAGAGGUAAUGUGUCCGGGAAAUGAAAUUCCAAAAUGGUUUAGCUGUCAAACAGAGGGAUCUUCAAUGAAUAUUAAGCUUCCUCUGCAUUGGUCUGAUGAUUCAAAAUUCUUGGGUAUUGCUCUCUGCUCUGUUUCUGCAAUCCAUGAAGAUCUCCAUCAUCCCGAGUAUCAAUGUGAGAUGAUUCUCAAAACCAACAAUGGUGAAACCCAUAGUGUCAAUUUGGGAAGUGAAGAGUGCUUCGGGACUAUGCUCCUGUGGGGUCAAGAAGAUGACGUGUCCGUGUGGUAUAAUAAAGUCCCUGCAAUUUCAGAUGAAGCAAAAAUGGUCUACGGAAGCCUCUUUUGACUUCUAUAGAGACGACGAUGGUAGACGGUGGAAUAACGUGAAAAGGUGUGGGGUCUGCUUUCUGUAUGCCCAAGGCCAAGAUGAUGAUGCUCUGAAAUUUGAAGUCAUUCGUCCACAACAAGUUACAACACAACAAGUGACAACACAACAAGUUACAGCAAGUGUUGCAACUUGCUUACUGUUGGUAUUUUUGAUUGCUUUUACUCUGUAUUUGAACAAAAUAUAAUCGAAACCACAAUUUAGUUAAUUUGAUUAAAAUUUGUAGUAGCAAAUGAAGCAAGAAUAGAUGAACAAAAACUUAGCAAACAUUGUGCUUAAGUUUCAGAGCUUGUUAUCUCUCU
This is a messenger RNA of Rosa rugosa (rugosa rose), 5801 nucleotides long. RefSeq names its product disease resistance protein RPV1-like. Gene Ontology annotation, molecular function: protein binding; ADP binding. Bases 484 to 5460 code for a protein of 1658 amino acids. NCBI's taxonomy places the organism in Eukaryota, Viridiplantae, Streptophyta, Magnoliopsida, Rosales, Rosaceae. The transcript is spliced from 8 exons. The record is from RefSeq and is a predicted model, not a curated record. Gene Ontology annotation, biological process: signal transduction; defense response.